Oldenlandia corymbosa var. corymbosa is the source of this 1526-nucleotide messenger RNA. Lineage: Eukaryota; Viridiplantae; Streptophyta; Magnoliopsida; Gentianales; Rubiaceae. The record is from the annotation of a GenBank genome assembly.
AUGAGCACGCCAGUGAAAAAGAAAGGGAAGUUUGCCACUGUACUCAGCAUAGAUGGAGGUGGAAUCAGGGGCAUCAUUCCCGCACAAAUACUCGCUUUUCUCGAAGCCAAACUUCGGGAAUUGGACGGACCAGAUGCAAGGAUUGCGGAUUAUUUUGAUGUCAUCGCCGGAACUAGCACCGGUGGGCUAAUAGCCACAAUGCUUGCUGCCCCGAAUGCCGAAAACCGGCCACUUUUCGAGGCGAAAGACAUCGUGAAAUUCUACUUGGAUAACAGUUCCCUGAUAUUUCCGAAGAACAGUCGGGACAACAUUUUGAAAUCCUUCACUUACAAUGUUUUUGGAGGGCCGAAAUACGACGGGAAGCAUUUGAGAGCAGUGAUAAGGCAAUUGUUGGGCAAUCUGACUAUAUCUCAGACAUUAACAAAUCUAGUCAUUCCGGCAUUCGAUAUCCGGCAUCUUCAACCUGUUGUUUUCUCUACCACAGAUGCCAAAUUGAAUGCAUACAAGAAUGCUCUGUUGUCAGAUGUGUGCCUCAGUACUUCUGCAGCUCCAACUUAUCUCCCACCACACUAUUUCGAGACCAAGACUGCAGAAGGGAAGCCCUACACUUAUGAUAUGGUUGAUGGUGGAGUCGCGGCUAAUAAUCCCAGCUUAAUGGCUAUAACUAACAUUACAAGACACAUUUAUGAUGGCGAGUUUCAAGCGGUGGAUCUGAAUCCCAUGGAAGGCAGUCGAAUGCUAGUGUUGUCACUGGGCACGGGAAUUCCCAAACACGAGGAAAGAUACACCGUCGCUAAGGCCUCCAAAUGGGGUCAGCUUGGUUGGAUACUAAACAAUGGUGCCACUCCGAUUCUGGAUAUCUUUUCUGAUGCUAGUUCAGAUAUGGUGGAUGUUCAUGUUUCCACACUCUUCCAAGCCCUCCGAAGGCAGGAUAAUUACCUCCGGAUUCAGGAAGAUGAGUUGGCUGGGGAAGCUGCGUCAUUGGACGUGGCGACUUCGAAGAAUCUGGAUACGCUGGUUGAAAUCGGGAAGAGUAGGUUGAAGAAACCGGUGUCGAGGGUGAAUUUGGAUAAUGGAAGAUACGAGCCUACUCAAGGUGAGGGAACAAAUGAAGAAGCUCUGACCAAAUUUGCCAUGAGACUUUCAGAGGAGAGGAAAUUCAGGUUGUCUCCUAUUGAGAGCUCCUAGUAAUGUUUCUCCAGAUGAAUAUUUGUGCAUGUGGGAAUGUCCAAGGAAGAAAUUUUCAUUGGAUUGUGAGGGACCAAUGUCUUGUUAGACCAUGACUGACCCUUGUGAUCUAUGUGCAAUAAAUUACGAGGUGCAUGCUUUAGCACCUCAAUGUACUGUUUGUUUCAUUUUAAAUUGUAUAUUAUGUGCGAUUGUGUAUCAAUAAUUACGUUAUGGCACGUUGAUUAUCCUUGUAUUGACCACUCAUAAGCAAACAUAUUACAAAUAUUAUUGUGUCAAAAUCAUAUGAAUUUUGAGGUUAAUAUUUUUUUUCCUCAUUAAUUUUUCAAUGUGACAGG